AUGCUUGAGCUUGUUGCGAGCUUCUUGCCCCAGCCGUCUCUCGCUAUGAUCGCAGCCGGCCCGGGAGUGCGAUGCGCUGCGGAGCGGCGUGAUGGCGUAGGCGCGAGCAGCACUCUCAGUUUUACGGUAGAGCGAGUUCCUGCUCGCUACGCACGUGAGAGAGAUGCGUGCCUCGCACCCGUAGCUGGGGUACGAGAAGUGAUGGUGGUAACAUGUCGUGGCGCUGGCCGCAAGGAUGGUGCACAAACUGCACUGAAGGUGGGCAUGUGGUGGGUUGACCGCUGCCUCAGCAGGGCCGCCCAGCAAGCUGCUGGAGAGACAGCGGCGCUGUUUUGCUGCAUAAGGAUUGUGGACGUGGUGGUGGAGCGACUAACGCUCUACUCAAGCGAGGACUCACCGUUCUCUGGAGCUCCGUCUCUCGCGCAUAUGCUCAUGCCUCAGCAUUUCUUUGCUUUGCAGCUGUUCCGCCUUGCAGAGCUGCGUCAUGUGCAGCUCUCUCCGUCAGUGCGCCGCCUGGUCGUCGAGGUUGACGUUCGAUCGUGCCUACGCUGGUCUCAGUCCGACGUGAACGCUCUCCUCGCCAGUUUGCAGUCCCCGCUGCGUGCGGUCCGUGUAACAACGUGCUCUGUGUCUCCUGUGAAGUUGCUGAACAAGUUUCACGCCUCUCUGCGGGUGCUCUACUUGUUCCGUCGAAGAGCUGUUCACCGAGACCCAACCCAUACCCGAAUGGCCGUCAGUAUGGAAGACGAGGAGUACGAGGAUGAAGAGAGCAACAGAAGUUUGUCUGUAGCGCCUGCUGUGGAUGCGCAUGUCACGGCAUCGAGCGCGAGUGGGCUCCCUGCAGCGGCAACGGGGGCCAAACUGAUGCCACUCACCUCCAUGACGGUGACACCGCAGUCGACAUCGGCCGCCUUGACCACCGCGACCGGGACGCGAAGGCGACGGCCCGAGCACCUGCGUCUCUCUGCUGCCACCACAGCAGCACCGGCGCUUGAGGAGCUCCACGUGACCAGCUCCUCCCUGCGCUCGCUGCCGCGCUGGGUGGAGUCCUGCACGCAACUGAAGCACAUCACGCUGCGCAACUGCGCCUAUACGCGGGCGGACUCGCUACGCUCCGCCCGUGCCCUCACCACCGUCUUGCUCGAGGGGUGCCCCAACUUCGUCGGGUUUGAUUUUAUCUACGGACUCCCCGCGCUGCAGUCCGUGACAGUCAAGAACUGCGGGCUUCUGCGCGACCUCUCCUGGCUACCUCGGCUGAAGGACUCACUUCGGUCCCUGUGCAUUCAUCACCUGUCGUCGGCGUCGCUCACAGUGUUUGCGCUUGCCUCCUUUCUCGGGACGGGCCUGAGCGGGCUCGAGGAGCUGAACCUCUCGGUACCGACUCUGCAUGUAUUGCGACCAUUUGUGUCGCAAGCCGCCGCCACACUGCGCGUAUUAACGCUCUUCACGUGCAUCAACUUGAGCGGCUUUUCAGACCUCCCCGCGUUGCCGGCUCUGGAGAAGGUCGUGAUCACCGGCAACCGCCACAUGCAGAAUUUUUUGUGGCUUGCCAAGUCACCCCGCAUGGUCGAGGUGCGCGCUACACAGUGCACGCAGCUGGUGUCUCUGGCAGGGAUCGAUGCGCUGCAUCACCUGCGCCUACUCGACGUGAACGGAUGCCAGAAUCUUUGCAGCAUCGCUCCGCUCGCCAAGUGCGUCUUCCUCACGUACCUGGACGUGUCGCAGUGCCGUCUACUAAGAAGAGUAUCUGUGCUCGAAAAGCUAUCAUGCCUCCAGUGUGUGCUGAUGCGCAACUGCACGUCGCUGGCGAAGGACUUUGGGUGGGCAGAGGCCUGCCCAAAGCUGGUGGAGAUAAUGGUGCCUGGAUCAGCUUGGGUCGAGCCAGCGAGGAGCGCGCUGUGUCGCUUCGGCCGCCGUCACGUAGUCCUUCGUUGA
This is a messenger RNA of Leishmania braziliensis MHOM/BR/75/M2904, 1935 nucleotides long. RefSeq lists its product as hypothetical. The record is from RefSeq and is a predicted model, not a curated record. The coding region runs from base 1 to 1935 and encodes 644 amino acids. NCBI's taxonomy places the organism in Eukaryota, Euglenozoa, Kinetoplastea, Trypanosomatida, Trypanosomatidae. The transcript has a single exon.